This is a messenger RNA of Sphenostylis stenocarpa, 906 nucleotides long. The record is from the annotation of a GenBank genome assembly. NCBI's taxonomy places the organism in Eukaryota, Viridiplantae, Streptophyta, Magnoliopsida, Fabales, Fabaceae.
AUGUCAGGGAAGAAACCCAGAGAGUUGAACAUAAAGCUGCUAUGCCCCUCCCUCUCGAAGGUGGCUCAAGUGGUGGCGUGGGAGGACCAGAGAAUCGACUUGGGCUUCAUUUCACGGGCCUUUGGGCUGGACCCAUCAUCGCUGAGGCUGAACGGUCACUUCAUCAGCAGAGGGGUGGACCUCAUCGCUUCCUCCCUCACUUGGAACUCUGUUCUCUCUUUCUUCUCCGCCAAAGGCUUGUCCACUGGCAAAGAUCAAUGUGAUGCUCUUGUCGUCACUGGCAAGCUCUGCAAAAUUGGACUCAAGCGUAUGUCUAUUUGGCUUUCACUUUUUCCCUUUUUUUUUGAAAUUUUAAUGAUGUGUGGACGACAUGACUCACUAAAUUUUCAAAGUGGGAUUGGCAAGAUUAUGGAAAAUGAGAAUGCUGGUAACAUUAAAGGAAUUCAACCGGAAGCUAUCAACUUGUUCAAGAGUAAGAAGUUGAAAGAGAGCACCUCAGGUGAUAUUCUGAAUGGCCAAAGCUGCAAGAGAAAGCAACUAUUGGAAGAUGUCAACCUAUUCAAGAAGCUAAAAAUAAAUGAGGACAAGUCAGGCAAGUUCAGCAUUCAUUACAUUUUCUUCACCAAAGUGGCUAAACUUCUCUUGAUAUUCGAGAUAAAGUUGAUGAUCUCUGUGGCAGCAUUGCACGCAACCAGUUUACAUGCAGCUAUGCAAGUUGAAUCCCCUAGUGGCCGGACCUUUAACCCGGAAAGACAUACACUAAAAACACAGGUUGCAUCCCCUGUGGCCAGACUAUUUAAUCCGGAAAGAACUAGAAAAUUCAACCAUUUUCCCAGAAUCCAUUCUAAUGUCAUUGACAUCUUUGAGACUCCUACGGAAGCAGUGUCUACUGAUGUGAACACUUAA